Atta colombica is the source of this 1546-nucleotide messenger RNA. It is a transcript of the gene snRNP-U1-70K, whose product is annotated as U1 small nuclear ribonucleoprotein 70 kDa. Gene Ontology annotation, biological process: mRNA splicing, via spliceosome. The record is from RefSeq and is a predicted model, not a curated record. The transcript is spliced from 8 exons. Lineage: Eukaryota; Metazoa; Arthropoda; Insecta; Hymenoptera; Formicidae. Gene Ontology annotation, cellular component: precatalytic spliceosome; U2-type prespliceosome; U1 snRNP. Gene Ontology annotation, molecular function: U1 snRNA binding; mRNA binding. The coding region runs from base 44 to 1261 and encodes 405 amino acids.
GCACGGACUGCAGCCGACUUCGAGCUCGCAACAUUUUGCCAGAAUGACGCAGUUCUUACCGCCAAAUUUGCUGGCGUUAUUUUCGCCGCGUGAACCGAUUCCGUAUUUGCCACCUGCUAGCAAACUUCCGCAUGAGAAGAAAAACGGUGGUUACACCGGCGUCGGGAUCUUUCUCAAGUAUUUCGAGGAUCCGAAAGAUACUCCACCACCUGUGCGUGUAGAGACACGAGAAGAACGAUUGGAGCGUAGACGAAGAGAACGUGCAGAGCAAGUUGCAUAUAAACUUGAACAAGAAAUUGCAGUAUGGGAUCCAGCUGGCAUUUCCAAUGUUACAGCAGAUCCUUUUAAGACUCUCUUUGUAGCUCGAAUUAAUUAUGACACCUCAGAAUCUAAACUGAGAAGAGAAUUUGAAGUAUAUGGACCAGUAAAAAAGAUUGUGGUAACACAUAAUACAAUUAAUGGCAAGCCUAGGGGAUAUGCUUUCAUUGAGUAUGAGCAUGAAAGAGAUAUGCACUCUGCAUAUAAGCAUGCGGAUGGUAAGAAAAUAGACGGCCGCAGAGUAUUAGUCGACGUUGAGCGAGCAAGAACGGUAAAGGGUUGGCUGCCUCGAAGACUCGGCGGCGGCUUAGGUGGUACUCGUAGAGGUGGUCCUGACGUCAACAUCAAACAUUCAGGACGGGAAGAUAAUGAAAGAGAACGGGAGCGAUAUCGCUUGGAACGUGAGAGAGAAACUUCGGGACGUGGCCUGGAUAGAGACAGAGAUCGUGACCGUUUAGAUAGAGAACGUCGUAGAUCACGCGAUCGUAAGCGAAGGACUAGGAGUAGAUCACGCGAACGCAGACGCAGGCGAAGUCGCGACCGACUGCCGGAUCCCGAUAUUGAAGAAAUCGAUCGUCCACGUGACAGAAGAGACCGUGAUCGUGAUCGCGAUCGGGAUCGCAAAAGACGGCGGUCACGAAGCAACGAUCGCGAUCGCGAUAGAGAUCGUAAGCGAGACAAACGGGAUAGGGAUCGUGAUCGUAGGGACAGAAAGGAUCGCGGUGAUCGUCAGGACGAGGAUACGAAAGAAAUCCGUAUUAAGGAAGAACCAUUGGAUGAUUAUCCAGACUAUAGCACUACAUUUACGACGUCGGGCUCAUAUUUUACUGCAGUCAAGUACGAAGACGAUAAUGAUCAGGAAGUGGAAGAGAAAUACCGGAUUCCGGAGGGUCGUUCCGACCCACCAGCAUAUAACAAUUACGAUUCCGUACAAGAUUAUUGAUCUCGAAUAGUACAUAUUUUUAUCGUAUUCCUUUUUCACAAUAAGCCAUCGCUUUAUUUUAUCGUUGCAUUGUCUUUAUUGUUAAUAUAAUACUGGCGAAUUAGCUUUUUUAAGAGCGAAUCAAAUUGAAUGCUCUUUAACUAUGAAGUAUUCGGACAAUUAUUAUAAAAGUCAUAAAAGAAUUAGAAUUAAAUACAGAAAUUCUGUAAAAUUGAAUUUCUGUAAAACUUUCAAAAUACAUAAUAGUAAAUAAAAAAAGAAAUAAUUUAUAUUACAAAAAAAAAA